This is a messenger RNA of Brenthis ino (lesser marbled fritillary), 411 nucleotides long. The record is from the annotation of a GenBank genome assembly. Lineage: Eukaryota; Metazoa; Arthropoda; Insecta; Lepidoptera; Nymphalidae.
AUGAGAAAUAAUUGGAGUUUUAACCCAUCGUGUGUAUUUAAGGAAGCCGACUAUACACUGGAUGAUUCGUUUUGGAGCGCAGAGGGCCCUUUUGGUACCCUACAGGAAGACGCCAAAAAUGAUGUAGAAGUGGAGCGGCUGUUACGCGAGUAUCCACAAAACCAGGACCUGGUGCGCAACAUCGGCUCCCACUUUUACCAAAUCAUCUACCCCGUGCAGCUUCGCCACCACGAAAAGAUGGGCAUUUCAACAAGGGAGGUCAGCACGCCCAAGGGUCGAGGUUUUGGUUCUGGUUCUGAAUACCAGCAAGGCACUCGGAUGCGCGCACGGACCGGCAAACACUUUCACCGCACAUCACUGCUCAUCAAAGCCUUCAACCAUAAGUUCCGUCUUGACCUCGAGCUUAAUACG